UUAUGAGUCACCAUCUGUUCCGUACACCAAUCCGUAUACUCGUACAAAAUGAGCGACGUUUCAGAUUCUGGGGUAGAGGCCAUGGACACAACUGGUGACAGCCCUGACGAUACAAAAGACAAUAAUAAUGAUGAAGCUGAGGCUGGAAUGGAUGCAGCUGGCAAUAAAGAUGAACCAGAGGCUUCUAGUGGAGAGAAUGAAAAGGAGGGAGGAGAUGGAGGGGAUUCAACUCCUAGUAAUGGCGAGCCCCAUGAAACUAGUGAGUCGCAGAGCGAGACUCAGAGCGAGCCGCCCCCAGUUCCUAGCUAUGAGGUACAGAAGCAAGAGAUACAUCCAUUAUUGACGCAACGUCUAAAGAAAGGAGACAAAUGGUAUCUUGUUGAUCAGAAGUGGUUCAAGCAGUGGAAGAAGUACACAGGUUUUGAUAGUUGGGAUCAGCACACUGCUGGUGAGCCAGGUAGCAAUCCAGGGCCUAUAGAUACCUCUAACCUAUUUAAAGAUCCAUCAAAAGAAACUCUUAAUGAUCAUUUGAUGGAGGAAUUAGAUUAUGCUCUGUUGCCUCAACCAGCAUGGGAGAAACUGGUAGCAUGGUAUGGACUAGCAAGCACUUCAAAGCCUAUAUGCAGAAAUGUAGUGGAGUAUGGGACUUAUGUGAAGCACUUGAAAGUUGAAGUGUAUCUUAUUGACCUCAAACUGACUCUUCAUCCUCACGCCAAUGAGAUCAAAACCCAUUCAUUCAGUCGUUCUGAUACUAUUAAAACUCUUCACGAGAAGUUGGUAGAAAUUUUUGAAGUUUCCAAUGACGAGGAGACUCGCCUCUGGCAGCGAUACAUGACCAAUUCAUACGAACUGCUCACCAACCAAAGUCAAACUGUAUCAGAUGCUGGAAUAUAUGGAGGACAGAUGAUUUUACUGGAAAAGAAGACUAAAGAUGGACAAUGGGCACGUUCAUCGAGCUCACUGACUUCUACUACUAAUACUUCUUCUUAUUAUACGAGAAGCUCUUCCGGUAGUCAAGGCUCCUCCUCCUACUCAUCAUCUUAUAGUAGCUCUUAUGGACGUGAUCCAAGUUCACCUGGUCUGUGUGGUCUGUCUAAUUUGGGUAACACUUGUUUCAUGAACUCUGCCCUACAGUGCCUUGGCAACACUAAACCACUAGUUGAAUAUUUUAUAGGAAAAGAAGGAGAAGCCGAGAAGCCAUACAAGAAGCACAUCAAUAGGAACAAUCCGUUAGGGAUGGGCGGAGUCAUUGCUGAAACAUACGGGUCUCUAUUAGACGAGAUGUGGAAUGGACAGAAUUCCUAUCUUGCACCUCGUCAGUUUAAAAACAUCAUUGGAAGACACGCCCCUCAAUUCUCUGGCUACUCGCAGCAUGACUCACACGAAUUACUAGCUUUUCUAUUGGAUGGACUACACGAGGAUCUGAAUCUCGUUAAGAAGAAACCUUACGUUGAUAUGGACAUUAAAACUGAUGGAAGGGAUGAUAACGAUAUUGCUAGAGAGACGUGGCUCAAGUACUUACAGCGCAAUCAGUCAGUCAUUGUUAGGCUAUUUCAAGGACAACUGAAAUCAACUCUUCACUGUCCAAAGUGUGACAAGGAGUCACGUAUCUUUGAUCCAUUCAUGUACCUUUCCUUGCCACUCCCAGUUCUCAAUACAAGAGAUAUUGAGGUUUUCUUUGUCAGAACUGAUCCAUCAGCCAGCAUGAUGAAGUAUCGUUUAGCAGUCCCUAAGAAUGGAAGCAUCAUUCACUUGAAAGAGAAGAUGCAGGCAGUGACUAGUGUUGAUCCGUCCAAUCUGGUUGUUAUUGAUGUCUAUCACAGUCGGUUCCAUCGCGUGUAUUACGACAAAGACCCUAUUAGUCACAUUAUGGAUCGCGAUGACAUUUUCAUAUAUGAGCUAUGCAAACCUCUUGGAGACCAGGAAUGGGUGCCCGUCCCCGUCUACAUGAGAGAAAUAAAGCAUCAUUCUUCUACUUCAUAUUUUGGCCAGAAACAUGUGACUUCUUAUGGUCAAGUGUUUGGACUCCCAGUCAUUGUCACCGUCCCAAGGAAAGGCUGCACCUACAGGACACUCUAUGAAACCAUCUCCUCUCAGAUAUCUCGUGUUGUCCUUGAGCCUCAGAAGAAGAAGAAGACCAAGGAAGAAGCUGAGGGAGAAGGAGAGAAAGUGACAGCCGAGGAGGGUGAGAGUGCUGAUAGUGAAAUGAAAGAGACUCAGGAAGGCACUUGGGAAUUUGAAGAUAAAGAGACUUAUUACAACACAAAAGAAGCUGAUGCAUAUGAAGACCAUGAAUCAUGCAGUGCAACCAAAGAGCCCAAGAAGGCAAUAACAGUGUACGGGUGUAUGGAUCUAUUUGUGAAUAAAGAAGUGCUUGGAGAGGAUGAUGCCUGGUAUUGCCCUCAGUGCAAGGAGCACGUGCAAGCUAGUAAGAAGUUUGAUCUGUGGAAGAUGCCCGAGAUAUUAGUCAUACAUCUCAAGAGAUUCUCUUAUAACAGGUACUUUAGAAACAAGAUUGAGUCAAAAGUUGAGUUCCCUCUCGAGAAUUUAGAUCUCUCGGAUUAUGUGGUGAAUCAAGAAGAGCCCCAGCCACUCUAUGAUCUGUUUGCUGUUUCUAAUCACUUUGGUGGGCUAGGAGGAGGACACUAUACUGCUUAUGCUAAGAACAAAGAUAAUGGGAAGUGGUACAGCUUUGAUGAUAGUCAUGUCUCUGAGGCAUCACCUGAGUCAAUAUGUUCGUCAGCUUCUUAUCUCUUAUUCUAUCAACGUAAGACCGAAGGAAGGCGUAAACCCGAGCCUCUUAAUCGUUCUCUUAGCGUUUCCUUUGAUGAAGAGGUAAAGGAAGAAAACAUCAAGUUUCAGAAGAAGCAGCAGCAGCAACAGCAAUCUAAACAAGCGAAUCUCAUCAAGGAAGAAGCUGAAGAAAACCAAGAUGGAGAGGGCAACACAUUUUCAGAUUAGCUUUGUAUCAUGAUUGUAUGUAGAUUCAGAUUAGCUUUUUGGAUGGACUCUUUUCACAUAUUAAAACUUAAUUGAGGCCUAUUUUAUAACCUACACACAUUAUGCACUUUGUGCUGUUAGGCUCUCUUUAUUGUGUCUAUUAUUAUUAUCAUUAAUAAUUAUUGUAUUAAUUAUUAUUCAUUUAUUUUUGAUUGAGAA
Messenger RNA from Amphimedon queenslandica, 3159 nucleotides. RefSeq names its product ubiquitin carboxyl-terminal hydrolase 4-like. The coding region runs from base 49 to 2961 and encodes 970 amino acids. The record is from RefSeq and is a predicted model, not a curated record. Lineage: Eukaryota; Metazoa; Porifera; Demospongiae; Haplosclerida; Niphatidae. Gene Ontology annotation, biological process: protein deubiquitination. Gene Ontology annotation, molecular function: cysteine-type deubiquitinase activity. The transcript is spliced from 22 exons.